Messenger RNA from Saccostrea cuccullata (small rock oyster), 4602 nucleotides. RefSeq lists its product as uncharacterized. Lineage: Eukaryota; Metazoa; Mollusca; Bivalvia; Ostreida; Ostreidae. The coding region runs from base 80 to 3439 and encodes 1119 amino acids. Gene Ontology annotation, molecular function: zinc ion binding; ubiquitin protein ligase activity. The record is from RefSeq and is a predicted model, not a curated record. The transcript has 4 exons. Gene Ontology annotation, biological process: protein monoubiquitination.
UGUCUGUUUACUUUCACUUUAGUUUCCAAGUUGUGACUCUUUUGACGCAGUUCAGCUUUCAUCAGCUUGAAAUUCCAUUAUGUCUGAUGCUGGAGAGGACAUAAAGGAAUUUCAGUUGUCUACAGGUGAUUUACAAUCCCUGGACGUCAACUCUGUUACUAACAUUCCACACUCUGACCUCAUCAAGGAAGGAACAGGACUGUGUGACGCGUCAGAGAAUUCUAUAUCACCUGAAAGUCUGGACAAUGGAGGCUCACAGACAGCAAGGUUAGAUGACAGCAAGUCUGGAGAAGAUCAUAUUCUAGGAAAUUCCAUGAUGUCUGAUGUUGGAGAGGACGUUAAGGAAUUUCAGUCAUCUACAGGUGAUUUACAAUCCCUGGAUGUCAACUCUGUACCUAACAUUCCAAACUCUGACCUCAUCAAGGACAAACCAGGACUGUGUGAAGUGUCAGAGAAUUCUACAUCACCUGAAAGUAUGGACAAUGGAGGCUCACAAACAGCAGCAAGGUUAGAUGCCAGCAAGUCUGGAGACAUACCAGAUACUGAGAAAUGUUCUGAACUUGGUAAUGGAGCUUUAGACGAGUCCAGUGAUACGAAGCUUGUUUCAGAAGAUGAAAAAAUUGCUGAAACUAAAAUAGAAAGAGGAAAUACUGUAACUGAUUCUAACCAAACUACUUCUAAUAUAUCUGAUAAGCCUUUUGUAGUCCAGUGUGUUGAACCAGAGCUUAAGCAUGAUUUGGAGAGUGGAAUGUCAGAUGCCAAAGAGGGGAGACUUUCUAAGAAAACAAAGAAGGAAGCUCUUACUGUUGAGGAUCGUCUGAAGAGACUAAAGCAGAUGAAGUCCAGCACGAUGUAUACUGACUUGGUCUGCCCUGUGUGUGAGGACACUCUCACUGAUCCCUGUCUUCUGGAUUGUCUACACUCCCUCUGUGCUCACUGUGUUACAGUGGAGGAACAGAAAGUAAGGUGUCCAGUCUGCUUCACUGAAACUGGUCUUUGUACUGUUGAUACAAGUCUAUUGCCAAAAAACACAGUCCUGGCAUCCCUAGUAGAGAAGAGGAAAACACCUGGAAGCAGACUCUGUGAGGUUUGCAAGCUUAUGGAGAAGGAGGCAGAGGCGAAAGGCUUUUGUGUUGAAUGCAAGGACUAUCUGUGCCAGGACUGCUGGAAUGGUCACAGAUUUACCAAAUUUACACUCAAUCAUGAGGUGAUAUCCUUAGAGGGAGCUUCAGAAGAAGAACUGGAUAAACAUUGUAGAGAGCAGACGGAACAUUGCAACUGUAGCAGACAUCCUGGAGAAGGACUCCGAUAUUACUGUAAGGGUUGUGAAGUGAAGGUUUGCACUGACUGCAUUCUGCUAGAUCACCAGAACCACCCUUGCAUCUCAAUCCAAGAAGCAUUUGAGAAACAAAAGAGAAAAUUAGAUCUGUUACUGAAAGGCGUUGAUGAUCAGAUUCAAAGGAUACAGUCAGAAGAUUUUGAAUCUGAAAUAAUUGCUGCAGAGCAGACAGAAGAAGCUGAGAUUGAAAAAAUCAAAUCAGCUAUAGAAAAGAUAAUUCAGGACUUACGACAGCAAGAGAGAGAAGCUAUUACAAGUGUGCAUGAAAACUUUAAAUAUCUGAAAGACAAAGGUCAGAAGAGAGAAAUUUCAGCAAAGGAACUGCUUUAUCAUUUAAAAGAGGCCAAAUCUAUCUGUGGGCACCUGUAUCCUUUGUGCAAUAGUGAGGAAUUUCCUGCUUUGGAGAAGAUAAUAUACAGUAGGCUUAAGGGGAUCCUAAAUACAGUAGUCAUCCCAGAAUCUCUGUCUUGGUUUACACCUCCUUCUGUUGAGUUAGAUCCAUUGCUGAAGACUGAAUACAAACUAAAGCCACUCUUCAAGGUAUCUAAUUAUGAAAAGUGCCAUGAUUGGACAGAGGACAUGCCAUGUAUUGCAACCAUGAAGAAUUUGCGUUGGGACAGGGAAUUGUGUGAAAAAGUAGGGCAUCCAGAAUGGUUUACAAAUGAGAGCAAGCUUUCCCUUGAAGAAUUAAGCAACAUUCCAAUUACAGAUGAGAAUCUUGAUGGUUUUAUAAGGGAGGGUGUAAUGGACACAGUGAGGUCUGUGGACACACAAAGUGAGAGUGGGAGCACAGUUAAUUCUGAGAAUUAUGAAGAUAUGGGGGCCAAGCCCAAAACCACUCCCCCCAAAAAGAAACGUGCACGAAAGAAGAAGAAUGCAGCUCUCUCCAUGGAAAACAUCUCACAACAAGGCCAGAUGGCAGAUGGAAUGAUGUCUGGUAGAUAUGACACAGAUUUCUAUGACACAUCUAUGUAUGGACAAAUUCCAGAUUAUACAGGAAUGCCAGGGGUAUACAUGAAUCCUUCUCUGUAUCCCUCAUACCAGAUUCCAGGCUACUUUCCUAGUGCAGGUUAUAUGAUGAAUUCUGCAAGUCUGACUUCACUAACAAAUAUUUCAAAGAAAGAUAAAGUUGCUGAUGGAAUGCCACAAAAAGCAAGCAAACCUGUAAAGGCUCAGACCAAAACAUCUAAGGAAAAGGCAAAACCCAAACCUGCAGUCGAGGAUUCUAAAGGCAAGAAGACAAAGCCUGCACAAGCAAAGCCUGUUAAUUCAACUGUGUCUAUAACUCCAAAAUGGAGACUAGAUACAAAAUGUUCUGAUGAUAAUGAAGUUCCCUUUCUUACAUCAGUACACCCAGUAUCAAACAAUAAACUAGUUGUUUCUGACAGCAGUAACAACAAGAUAAAGAUGUUCUCCAUUGAGGGACACUUUAUCAAAGCCUUUGAUGCCAAGCAUCCGACCAGUGUUGUCUUUGUAUCUGGAGUGUUAGUCUGGACAUCUGAGACCACUGUUGUCAUCAAGGAGCAGAAUGGGGAAUUUGAGAAAUUCAUCAAAUUCCAGGAGGAUCCCAUCCCCCGCCCCCUGUCCUGGUACCCCCACAGCCAUUUUGUGGUCUCCUGUGGGAACCAUCUCAGGAUUUAUCAUGUGGACAAGGAAAAACAGAACUUCACCAAGAAAAGUCGGCUCUCCUUUGAGCUUCCAAAGCAGAAAAAAAUGUCCAACAUCUUCUCUGUUAGAUCCAAUGGUAAUGGCAAGAAUAUAGUGAUGACUGAUUGGGAUUUGAAGGCAGUGGUGAUUGGAGAUAGCGAGGGCAAGGUCACAGGUAUGUUCACUGGAGAUCGUGGCAGUCCCUGGUAUCCAGGUGGUGCCUGUUUCAAUAACACGGGGGAGAUUUUUGCUCUGGACUACACACACAACCGUCUCCUUCUAUUGAACAGUGAAGGUCAGCUGCAGCAGGAGUGGAACACGGCUCCCACCAUUACCAAGCCCUGGUCAGUGGUCUGCGGAGCCUCUAAACAGCUGUUUAUAACCGGGAGUGACCACUACGUACAUGUCUACCAGUACUCCUAUGAUGACCAGGCUGCUUCAUCUACACAGUAACACUGCAAUCAUAUCAAGUUGAAGGUAUAUACACAGAGAAGGUACAUGUAGAUGCAGUUUUCGAAACAUGUUGCUUUUGGGAUUUUUUUUCUUUCAAAUUUUGAAUUAUUUUUUGUAAACAAUUACAUGUGUGUAAUGUGCAUAUUUUAAUUUGGAAUGAAAGCUUUUAAAGGAGAGUAAAUUUUUGGGGUCAUUUUGACUGCAAUAAACUUAAUUCUAAAAUAUUUGAUAUUGGAUUACUCACGUUAGGUUAAUGCACGUCUGUUUGUGUGCAAAAAUAUUUCAAAAGUGCUGCAUCUUCUGUAGUAUUUGUAGAGAUGAUUGCAACCAAUCAUGUAUGUAGAUUUACCAGCACUGGACACACUGAUCUUAUUUCAAUUCAAGUGUUGCACCUGUUUUAAAUGAAGAAUAAUUUGUUCAACUAUUUCAAAAUGUCACUCCUGCCUUAAAAUUUCUACAAUUAUAGAUAAGCUCAAAGUGUGAGUAUAUUAUUAAAAAUAUUAAAUAUGCCAAUGUUUUCAUAGAAUGACACUUUUUUUUCACUAUAAAAUGCACAUGGAUACAUUUUUAUGCCCCUGUAAUCUAAGAUUCUAGGGGUAUAAAGUUUUUGCCCUGUCUGUCCAUCUGUCUGUCUAUUUGUCUGCAAAACUUUAACCUAGUCCAUGACUUUUAAGUGGAUGGAGCUAUGGCUUUCAUAUUUCACAAAUGUAUUCUUUGUGAUAAGACAUUUCUUUUGGUAUCAAAAAAUUUAACCUUCUGACCUUGACAUUGGAAUUUGACCCACUUAAAUUACCAAAACUAUCUGAACUUUAACCACAGCCAUAACUUUUGAAUAAUUGGUGCUAGGACUUUUAUACUUCGCAUGUAUAUUCACUAUGACAAGAUUUUUCAUUGGGCAUAAAAUAUUGACAUUUUGACCUUAGAGAUUGGUCCACUUUUAAUAAAACUUUAACCUUGACCACAGCUUUUGAACCAUUAGUACCAGGGCUUUUAUAUUUCACAGAUGUUUUCCUUGGGAGAAGACCUUCCAUUGGGUACCAACAAUUUUGACUUUUUGACCUUGGAGUUUAACUUGCAAUUGAGAAAUUUUAACCCUCAUCGUAAGCUGCCAUUCAGGGCAUCAGUGUUUCACAAACACAUCUUUUUUGCUUUGAUUGUAAUAU